This is a messenger RNA of Tripterygium wilfordii, 2335 nucleotides long. RefSeq names its product FT-interacting protein 3-like. The coding region runs from base 1 to 2334 and encodes 777 amino acids. The transcript has a single exon. NCBI's taxonomy places the organism in Eukaryota, Viridiplantae, Streptophyta, Magnoliopsida, Celastrales, Celastraceae. The record is from RefSeq and is a predicted model, not a curated record.
AUGGAGGCAAAACCAAAAGCAACACCAGUGGAUGACUCUCUCAAGGAGACCUCCCCAAAUAUAGGUGGGGGAAGAGUCACCGGCGGCGAAAAGCUCACCACAUCUUAUGAUCUUGUAGAACAAAUGCACUUCCUGUACGUGCGCAUAGCAAAAGCACAAAAUCUGAUGCUGACAAACACUAUGACAUGCAACCCUUUUGUCGAGGUAAAGAUUGGAAACUACAAGGCAAGAACGGGGCAAUGCAAAAAUGCAUACUCCCCGGAAUGGAAUCAGGUGUUUGCCUUUGAAAAAGGCCGGAUACAGGCAACAUCAGUGGAGAUUGUGGUGAGAGAUAAGGAGUAUGUGUCUGAUGAUUUUAUUGGAAAAAUAUCAAUUUCUGUAAGUGACAUACCGACCCGAGUUCCCCCAGAUUCUGCAUUCUCACCAGAGUGGCGUAAAUUGGAGGGCAAAAAUCAAUUUAAGGAUGGAGAAUUGUUGAUGGUUUUAUGGUAUGGAACUCAAGCCGACGAGGAAUACACUGAGGCUUGGCAUCCAAAUACAGGAGUUGUUAGUGGCGAGAGUAUGUUGAAUACCUUUCCGAGAGUGUAUCUAUCUCCUAAACUUUGGUAUCUUAGAGUAAUUGUUGCUGCAGCACAGGAUUUGGUGCUUCGAGAUAGGGGUCGAAAGCCAGAAGUUUUCUUUAAGGCUAUUCUUGGGGAUGUGGUUUUGAGGAGUAAGAUAUCGGAUGAUAAGAGUGUGAAUCCGAAAUGGAAGGAAAAUAUGAUCUUUGUUGCAGCAGAGCCAUUCAAAAAUUCUUCUCUGAUAUUGAGUGUGGAAGAUAAGGUGGGACCUAAUAAAGAAGAAUGUCUAGGGAGGCUCAUCCUUCCUAUGGAUACAUUGGACACGAGGAAGGCACCGGGAGCUAUGUCGCAAAAGUGGUAUAAUCUCAAGAGGGAUUUUUCAGGUCCUGCAAAGAAGCAAGAUAAUGUUGUGAAGUUUGCAAGUAAACUUCAGAUGACUGUAUAUUUGGAUGGUACAUAUCAUGUAUUUGAUGAACCUGCUUACUAUAGUAGUGAUUUGAGGCCAACAUCCAAGACGUUGUGGCCGCGCACGAUUGGAGUGCUGGAGUUGGGGAUUUUGAGUGCUGAAGGAUUAGUGCCUAUGAAGAAUAGGGGCGGAUUUGGAGCUACUGAUGCUUAUUGUGUGGCCAAAUAUGGACCAAAGUGGGUACGAACGAGGACGGUCUUCGAAAGCUUUGCACCAAAAUGGAAUGAGCAGUAUACUUUUGAAGUUUAUGAUCUUUGUACAUUCAUUACAAUUGCAGUCUUUGAUAACUGUCAUCUCCAAGCAGGCGAUGAGGCUAGACGACUGAGGGAUAGAAGGAUUGGGAAGGUAAGAAUCCGGUUAUCUACGCUAGAAACAGAUCGAAUAUACACACAUUCUUAUCCUCUUCUGGUGUUGCUACCUAAUGGGAUGAAGAAAAUGGGAGCAAUUCAAUUGGCUGUGAGAUUGACUUGUCCAUCAAUGAAUGAAUUGUUGGCUAGCUAUACAAGGCCUCUUCUACCCAAAAUGCAUUACAUUCAACCACUAUCAGUGCAUCAGCUCGAUAUUUUAAGGCACCAGGCAGCUUAUGUUCUCUGUCAAGGGCUACGCCGCAAUGAAUCCCCGUUAAGGAAAGAAGUAGUGGAGUAUAUGCUGGAUACUAAUUCACAUGUGUGGAGUUUGAGGAAAGCAAAAGCUAAUGCUAAAAGGUUGAAUGUGUUCUUAGAUAGUUUUGCUGGGGUAAAGAAGUGGUUUGAUAAGAUAUGCCAAUGGAAGAAUCCAGUGACGAGUUUUCUGGUUUGCUGUCUUUUCGCGGUCAUUGUAUGCCACCCGCAACUAGUGUUACCGACAUUGUCACUCUACCUCGUUGUGGUUGGGAUUAAGAACUACCGGAAGAGGCCGAGACAUCCUCCUCACAUGGAUGCCAAAUUGUCUCAUGCUGAUGUUGUCUCUCUUGAUGAGUUGGAUGAAGAGUUUGAUCCAUUUCCAACUGCACAACAAGGUGAACUACUAAGGAUGAGGUACGAUCGAUUGAGAAGCAUUGCGCAGGCGACGCAGGCAAUGAUUGGUGACUUGGCAACACAAGGGGAGAGAAUGCAAUCUUUGUUGAGCUGGAGGGAUCCAAGAGCUACCUUUUUGUUUGUGAACUUCUGUUUGAUUGCUGGUAUUGUGUUUUAUGUCAUUCCUCUUCGCCUGCUGAUCAUUGGUUCGGGAUGGUUUGUGAUGAGGCCCCCGAGGGUUACAAUUCAUAUUCCUCCCAUACCUAUGAACUUCUUCCACAGGAUGCCUACAAAACUAGAUAGCAUGAUGUGAG